AUGUCCGGCCCCUUUCCCCAUACGGACGAUGUUGUGGACAUCUCGAACGCAAAAAUAUCUUCCAUCGACUUGGCCACCGGCAAUCGGACCAUUUAUGCCAAAGCUGCUGAGGAAACAAGAUUAGACUUUCCAGCGAAUACAGUCAGAAAUUCCAAAUACCAAUGGUGGAGUUUUCUUCCGGCUGCGUUGUACCUGCAAUUUCGGCAAGCUAUAAAUUUCUAUUUCCUAGUCAUCAUAGUGUUACGCAGCAUACCUAGUCUGAGCUCACUAAGGCCCGUGUCUGACGCUAUGGCACUGUUCUUUGUGGUGUCGGUAUCAGUAUUACGAGAAGGGUUGGAGGACUAUCACGUCCAUAGGGAAGACGCUAGGGUCAAUAGCACACCUUGCUUUGCUAGGAGGAGGGAUUUCGACAGCGACCCUGAGGAAGAUACAUGGGAGGUCAUUAAGUGGAUGGACGUGCAAGUCGGUGACAUCCUCCUUGUUUAUUGCGAUGAGGCGGUACCUGCUGAUAUGGUCGUGCUGGGUAGUAGUAGGGAUGGCGAGCUCAAUAUCGAAACCGCAUCGUUGGACGGCGAAACGACGUUGAAGCCUAAGUUCUCCGCUUCUACGGCGCUCGAGUCGCAUCGCGAGAGGAUAAGGAGGCAUACGACUACAACGAUAGCUGAGCCUCCUUCACCAUCGCUGGGCAAGAGGCUAGAUGACGGCGCGGUUGUUACUUGUGGUGCGCCUGUUGGCAGUCUGGACGUCUUCCAUGGUGUUCUCAAGAUGCGUGAGGACGGCGCUCCGAUACCGUUAUCGGCCGACAACUUGGUCCCUCGUGAGGCCAUUUUGAGGAAUGCCGAAUGGAUAUACGGCAUGGCAGUGUAUACCGGACCGGACACUAAAGUGAUGGUAGGACAGAACACUCCAGUGGCUAAGGUCAGCAAAGUACAGAGGAAAUUGGUCCAGAUGGUUCUUAUAGUACUGGGCAUUCAAAUGGUGAUGUGUUUGAGCAUGGGCAUCGGCAGCUCUAUGUCGUCCUUGGGUAGAUCUAGUUCGACAAUUCCCUGGUAUAUUGCGGGAUAUUCUUCAGUGUCAACGGCAGUCGAUUUCAUCAUAACGGUCGUGUCUUAUAUCCCUAUACUGCAGUCUUUGGUGCCGCUAUCACUGAUGGUCACUUUGGAGAUGGUCCGGUUAUUGCAGAGUUAUUUUAUAGAAUACGACACUAGGAUGCGGUAUAUGGGCAGAAGUGCGGUUUGCCGUACUACUACUAUCAACGAGGAUUUAGGCCAAAUUGGGUAUAUAUUCUCGGACAAGACAGGGACUUUGACGGCUAAUGAGCUCCGUUUACGUGCCGUAACAGUUGGUCAUGUGCAUUACGGAGGGCCGGUCGGCUCCCCUGGAGGAGGCAGUCGCCAAGCCAAGGAUAGUCAGGAGUUUGCUGGCCUAGGUGGUGAAGAUGACGAUGAGGAAGGGGAGGCCUGUCCGCCGGCACGGUUCGAUCGGUCCCUUUUUAUGAAGCACUUGCGGGAUACGACAGAUGCCAAUCCCGUAGGGCUGGAUGCAGGGGCAGGAGUGAAGAUGGAAUCUCAGAGGGACAUAUUACGUCAAUUUGCUAGCCUUAUGGCCACGUGUCAUUCUGUUGCACCCGAGCCUGAGGGGUGGACGCCGAAGUAUGCUGGAGAAAGCCCCGAUGAAUGCUGCCUGGUGGAAGCCGCUGCACUUUGCCUUGGGUAUAAGCUGAUUGAGAGGGAGCAGGCUCGUUUGGUCGUGGAGGUUGAUGAUAUGACUGUCGGACUCAGCCGAGAGGAAUGGCGUGUACAGGGGACGAUACCCUUUACUAAUGAGAGGAAGAGGAGUACUGUUAUAUUGGAGCCACCAGGGGAUGAUAAUGAUGUACUGUAUGUGUACACUAAGGGGGCAGAUGAUGUUAUGCUGCCACGACUAAGCGACCAACAAACUGGAUGCCAGGGGGUGACUGCAUCUGUGGUGGCCGCCGUGAACAGAUAUAGUCUCGAGGGAUUCCGUACGCUCAUAUUUGCGAUGAAGGGAAUAUUAAAGGAACAAUGGCAUGAAUAUAAGAAAAGGAUGAACGAUAUAGCACUCAUGGAGCCUGGUAGUGUUAAGGAGAGUCUACUCGAGGCGAUAUAUGAAGAGGUAGAAUCGGAGUUAAUACCAUUAGGAUGUACCGGGAUGGAGGACAGACUGCAGGAGCAUGUUCCGGAGGCUAUUGUGAAGCUGAAGGGAGGCGGUAUAAGGGUAUGCAUGAUUACUGGUGAUAAGCUUGGCACGGCAAUUGAGAUCGCCAAGACUUGCGGCUUGGUGAAGGAGACGGCCAUGAAGUGGCAGAGGGAUGGUAUGUGUUUGGGGUCGAAGGCUAUGGGCAGGCAAUCGCUGGUGAUCUUUGAUUUUGAGGACCCUGUGGAGUCUUGGGGGCAGCUCAAGAGGGUCGCAGAUGAGCUCGCUGGGAUGGAGGAAACGCAGAAGAGUGAUAUGGACUUCGCCAUAGUCAUCAGCGGCAGGAGCCUGGGGCACGUGUUAGAUGAUAUAUACGCUGAGGAGAGGGCUGUUGAAGGAGAUGACGUCCUGGUGGAGAGUCUGACGUGCCUUCUUAUGGAGCGUGUGGGGGUGGUGUCAUUAGUCAUGGAUAGGGUAGGGAGCAAAGGAGCCCUUUGUCUGGCUAUAGGGGAUGGGGCCAACGACGUACCCAUGCUCAACAAAGCUCAUGUCGGGAUAGCUGUAUUUGGAAAGGAGGGCACUGCGGCAGUCCAGAAUGCUGAUUUUGCCAUACCACAAUUCUGGCAUAUCACCAGGCUGUUGUUGGUCCAUGGGCGAUGCUGUUAUUUGCGAAUAUCUAAACUGGUGCUUUACUUCUUUUUCAAGAAUAUGGUGGUGACAGUGCCUCAGUGGUUGUAUGGUAUGGCGAAUGGUUACAGCGGAGCGACGCUUUUCGAUGAGUAUUAUCUUACGUUUUUCAACCUCAUAUUUACCAGUAUUGCACCUUUCCUAUUAGGAGUUUUCGAUCGGGAUGCUUCCCCGGAGUUUGACAAACUUUACGAUCUUCCACAUGUGUCUGCUGAAGUGAUAAGGAAAGGUUAUCCGAAGCUGUAG
Perkinsus marinus ATCC 50983 is the source of this 3090-nucleotide messenger RNA. RefSeq lists its product as hypothetical. The record is from RefSeq and is a predicted model, not a curated record. Gene Ontology annotation, molecular function: ATP binding; ATPase-coupled intramembrane lipid carrier activity; ATP hydrolysis activity. Bases 1 to 3090 code for a protein of 1029 amino acids. Lineage: Eukaryota; Perkinsozoa; Perkinsida; Perkinsidae. Gene Ontology annotation, biological process: phospholipid translocation. The transcript is spliced from 25 exons. Gene Ontology annotation, cellular component: plasma membrane.